AUGAACCCCUUGGAUGCUAUCUGCAACCGUAAACGCAACGAUGCAGUUUGUGUCUCGAAUUUGAAAAAUGCCAAAACUGUGGACAAAGGCGUGUUGGUCGAACGUCCUGAUGUAAAAAUAUUCUUACCAUUCCGGUUCUUUGUUUACGAUGUGAAGAAUCUAUUUAUUGCCAAUACUUACAACCGCUAUUUAGUUGCUCCCAGCGGUGACCAUCUUAUAUCGCUGAUCGAUGAAAUCACCUACGCCUCACCACCGGCGCCACUGCUCUCACAAAUGAACGACGUCUCACCGGAACUCUUCUGCAAUGGCGACAAUCGGCCGGCAAAUUGUGCCAAUAACUGUCAGUGCGUACAUAAAGUAGACAUACCACUUGGCGCUGUCGUCGAAGUGGUGCUUGUGGAUGAAGUACAGCAAACUAAUCUCAGUCAUCCAUUUCAUUUACAUGGUUCACCCUAUUACGUUGUCGGUCUGGGACGUUCACCGGAUCAAAAUAUAAAGAAGAUUAAUCUAAAACAUGCUUUGGAUUUGGAUCGAUUGGGUAUGCUAGAGCGUGAUUUCACCAAACCGACACUCAAGGACACCAUUGCCGUGCCAAAUAACGGUUAUGUAAUUCUACGAUUUCGUGCCAGCAAUCCCGGCUUUUGGCUCUUCCAUUGUCAUUUCCUCUUCCAUGUAGCGAUUGGCAUGAAUUUAAUAUUUCAUAUAGGCACACAAGAAGAUUUGCCACCAGUACCGCCGAAUUUUCCACGUUGCGGCGAUCACUUGCCACCCAUACAGUACUUUUGA
Messenger RNA from Rhagoletis pomonella (apple maggot), 786 nucleotides. RefSeq names its product laccase-21-like. Bases 1 to 786 code for a protein of 261 amino acids. NCBI's taxonomy places the organism in Eukaryota, Metazoa, Arthropoda, Insecta, Diptera, Tephritidae. The transcript has 2 exons. Gene Ontology annotation, biological process: iron ion transport. The record is from RefSeq and is a predicted model, not a curated record. Gene Ontology annotation, molecular function: copper ion binding; oxidoreductase activity. Gene Ontology annotation, cellular component: plasma membrane.